UUGGGCCGCCCCGCCCGAGCCGCUGCUCGGGCCGGGAGCGGGGCGCUGGCCCGGGCUGCGCAGGCCUGGCUGUCCCGCCGGCCCCGGGCGCGUCUCAGAGUGGGAGCCGCCCUGCCGGGACAGCGCCUGCUGGGCACCGGGGCGUUGCUCUGUUUGGAACCUCGCAGGAAGCGGUGUCAUUUCCGAGGCUGUUCACCUGGGACUGGCACUGAAGCGGCACCGAAGGGUGACGGCAGCUCCAAAACAGUGAUACUGUGCUCCGAGCCUUGCUCUGGCUCCCGCGUUGUGCCUGUACUCUUUAAUUUAAAGUUAGAAGUCAGUAUGCAAAUUUGUAAAUACAGGAAACGGUCAGACUUAGCUGUUUGGAGUGCAAGUAUACACUAAACAAGCAUCUGAUGUGAAAGAAGUAAGUACAUGAAUAAGGAAAUUGAGUGCAGAUAGUUCUGGAGGUAUGCAUUAAAUCCCUGGCCAGGUGGUGAAAAGGUAAUGAGGAGUACAUCCAGAAGCUCUUGCAUCCAUUACAAAGAUGCAAAGUCCUGUUGCUGGUGAAAACAACUCACUUAUGAAUUCAAAGCUGACCAAAGGUCAGCCAAUGUCUCUGGAAGCUCAAAUAUGGCUGCAGGCAAUCGCCGGCUUCAGCAAACUCAACACCAAGUAGAUGAGGUUGUUGACAUCAUGAGAGUGAAUGUGGACAAGGUAUUGGAGCGAGAUCAGAAGCUGUCAGAGCUGGAUGACCGCGCUGAUGCCCUGCAAGCAGGGGCUUCCCAGUUUGAGACCAGCGCAGCCAAGCUGAAGAGGAAGUAUUGGUGGAAGAACUGCAAGAUGUGGGCAAUAUUGAUAGCUGUUGUUGUCAUUAUCAUCAUCAUCAUUAUUGUCUGGAGUCUGUCUUCAUGAGUUACAAGAAGAAACUCAGUUCAACUGAAGGUGCCUUUGAGAAUCUUCUUCAGCCUCUGCACUCCAAACCUACUGUCUUCUCAGCCCAUUUACUGCUGUUUAAAGCAAAACUAUUUUGAUUACCGAGUUGUUUACUAACUUUA
Molecule: messenger RNA, 1037 nt
Organism: Cinclus cinclus
Lineage: Eukaryota; Metazoa; Chordata; Aves; Passeriformes; Cinclidae
Gene: VAMP3
Product: vesicle associated membrane protein 3
Exons: 5
Coding region: 613-894 (93 amino acids)
Biological process (GO): vesicle fusion; vesicle-mediated transport; SNARE complex assembly
Cellular component (GO): SNARE complex; plasma membrane
Molecular function (GO): SNAP receptor activity; syntaxin-1 binding
Source: RefSeq, a predicted model, not a curated record